CUUCAGUUCUUCGGCAGCCGCAUCGCAGUUCGUGUCGUUUCGCUCGUACGUAAUCGUGAUUCGGAAUUGAUUAUUCCUCCCUGUUAGAAGGGUGAUUCCAUUCAAUUUAAACCGGAAAGUCAGUCGGUCGUUCAUCUUCUCCAACGUGGAGAAGAGGUUUUUGAUAACGUGAGUGAAUUGAACGGUGAAAACUAUUGCGUGAUUUCGGGGUUGAGAAAUAGAGGUGAUUAUAGCAAGGAUUUAUUAUCGUCGUCGUGCCAAAAGUGGAGCCAGCAAGGAGUCAAAGAAGUGUCAAAUUUUAGUAUACAAAAUUAGCAGAAAAUAAAAUCAAAAGUGAAAAGAAGCUCCAGUUGCUUGUGUUCGAUUGUGAAUGUUUUUCGAUAAGUGAGUGAAAAAUACGGAUUUCGACGGACGAAGUCACCGUCUGCAAGCAGUAGCAGCCCUAUCAACAGAGAACACAGCGUCCAGUUGGGGCCCGUAACACAGCCAAUCCGCUAACUUUUUCCGGGCAAAGGAUUACCGAAAAGGCUUCAAGCUGUGGGGCUCAGGAGCAUAUUUUCUACAUCCCCAGGGGAUGUACUUUCCGCACAUGGUCCAGGGGAUAGGACCGUUUCCGGGAGCCGCCGGGUUUCCACCCACAGCAGCACAGGCCGGACUGGGGGCCGACGGGCUCUCGGUGCAGGUCGUCAAAGGCGGAGGAGCGGCAACUGGCGGUGGAGGUGUGGCCGGUGGAGGCGGAGGCCUUGCCAUGGCCGUGGCCGAUCACCAGCUCAGUACCCUUAAGCAGCACCAGGAACAGCUCAACCAGCAGCACCAGCAACAACAGCAACAGCAGGCGGUGGCCGCGGCAGCAGCCGCGCAGCUCGCCAAUUCACAGUCACUACGAAAUACUGUCAGCCAGUAUAGCUCUCCAUCAGUAUUAGGCGUCCCGCCAGGGGCACCGCCACCGACCUCGUUGUCCUCAAUCAGCGCCGCCGUCAGUAGCAGUGGGUUGACCAGCAGCUGCCCCACAUCCGCAGCAGUCAGUGCCAUCACCAGUAGCGGAACCGCUGGAGUCCCCGCACUCGCCGGAAUCUCCAACGGAAUUGAACAACAGACUGUUAGUAUUAAGACCGAAUUAUUGCAGCAAACGGAACCAGAAACGCAAGUCUCAAGUGCCAACAACAUCCAAACCAACAGCAGUACCAACAGCAGCAACGUCAGCUGUAGUUCACCGUCAGAUGUAGCCACCGCCGCCGCCGCACUCAUCGCCGCCAGCAGUAGUGCGCUGGCAAGCAGCGCGGCCGCCAUCAGUGGUGGCAGCAUCGGCAGCAGCAGUAGUAGUCCGGGCGGCAGCUCCAUCAUGACCACCGGAAGCAGCACCAUUACGACAACGGCCGGUACUGGUACCGUGCCGCUGAGUACGGCGCAGCAGCUCUCGGUGGUAGCCGCGUCAGUGCAAAGCCAACAACAGCAGCAGCAAAAUGUGGCCGCGGCCGUGGCGGCCGCUACCGCGCUAGCCGAAUCCAAAGGACAACCAAAGCGAUUACACGUGUCGAAUAUUCCGUUCCGAUUUCGGGACCCGGACCUGCGGUCCAUGUUUGGGCAAUUCGGCACCAUCCUGGACGUAGAGAUCAUCUUCAACGAGCGAGGCAGCAAGGGAUUCGGUUUUGUAACAUUCGCUAAUAGUAGCGAUGCGGAGCGAGCACGCGAACGUCUUCACGGCACUGUGGUUGAGGGACGCAAGAUUGAGGUCAAUAAUGCAACCGCACGAGUUCAAAGUAAAAAAGUUCCUGCUGUUUCGAGCGUGUUUCUGACGAAACCAGGCACCGUUGCGGCUCCUCCUCUGGCAGCGGUUUGCGUGCCCUGGCCAACCGAAGGUUACCGCCUGUCGAUGGGCGCCUGGCCGUGGUUAGGAGCAACGGCAGCGACCGUCGGAGCAACCGGAGCCCAAUCGGCGGCCCUAGCAGCCGCCGCAGCAGCUGGUGCGGCACCAACGUCGGCCGCCGCUGCCGCCGCAGCAGCAGCCGCGGCAUCGUCUAACCAGGCGGCAGCCGCCGCAGCAGCAGCCGCAGCGAACCAGCCGAUGAAUGCAGCGGCUGCGGCCGCAGCAGCCGCCUCACCGUUGUUGAUAGCUCAGGCGGCCCAGCGGGCUGCGGUCGCCGCCCAGCGGCAACGUGUGUAUUUCGAUCCAUACCUGGCGGCAGCAGCGGCAUCAGCGGACCAGCAAUAUCGCCUGCAGGCUGCUAAACCGGUGACGGAGGUACCCGCCCAACCGACUAUUUUGAAUGCUGCUGCACCCCUAUUAAAAACGCCAUUGUCGCAAGCUCAGCAGGCCUACAAUGCAGCAACCUAUACGGCUGUGGCAGCAAGAGCCGCCUAUGGAGCAGCAGCGGCAGCUCAACCGACCGUGGCAGGCUACGCCACUGUUGCAGGAUACGGACGUGAAUAUGCUGAUCCUUAUCUGGGUCACGGAAUUGGACCAGUUCCCGGCUACGGGGCAACCAUGUACCGAGGAACGUACAAUCGCUUUGCGCCAUACUAGAUUUAAGUGGGCACAAUUUGUUCCAUACAUCCGCCAUUUUGUAUAACAAGUAUACAACACAAAACCCAUAUUCGCACGCGCUUCCGUUUGUUUACAUUUGAGUGUGAAGGCGAGAUAGUUAUAAUUUUGUUUUCUAAACAUCGUAACACCGGAAAACAAACAGCCAAGCAGGGUGCGGAUAGGUCCCCCCACCACAGAGAGGAAAUGAAUGAAUGGAUAUUAAACAACAAACCAACGCAUAGAAACACUAAUCCAGGAUCGAUACCAAAGUUGUAGCAAAACCAUGAAAGAUGAUGAUUAAUAUGAUGAAGGAGAAAGAGGCCUACAACGCCGUUCCAUCGCAGUAAAAAUUCCGCUCUCUAUUUUCGAAAUAUCUACAGUUGUAGAUAUUCGCUAGUAAUUUCGUGAUUCACUCGUCGACCCUGAAAAAAUAGGAGUCAAGGAUUCAAUCUGACUACACUGAAACAAAUGAUGAUAUUCGAUCGUGACAAGAAGGUUAAUCUCUCUACUAAAGGUAGGAUUGAUAGUUUUGAAAGAUUUUUGGUACAACCCCAUAGAAGAUAAGACUGCAACAGUCAGUAUACUCAGAAGAAAGUUUUCCCAUUUUUUACAACCGGUUCCUUCCAUGAUGAAAUAGUGUGUCGGUACGCAUGUACCCGAAUAGAGUAGCAACGUCCAGCAGUUCCUGUAGAAACAGAUUUUUUGUCCCUUUUCGGUACGGCCAAUGUUACAAAGUCAUCCUAUGAAGCUUCCAAAAUUAUUUUGUUUACAGUAGAUUUUUCAGUUACCACAAUACAAAGAAUUUAAGCAGUUUGUCAGUGUUAGGUACGGUUUAUACAGUUUCUAGAAUUCGUUACACCCAGAUGGUAAUGCUCAAAAUCUCAAUAGAUUGUAUUUUCUGAUUGUCAUAUGUGAAAUAAAAAGAUUUGUGGAGUUCAAAAAA
Armigeres subalbatus is the source of this 3467-nucleotide messenger RNA. RefSeq lists its product as uncharacterized. Gene Ontology annotation, molecular function: ice binding; mRNA binding. Gene Ontology annotation, cellular component: nucleus; cytoplasm. Gene Ontology annotation, biological process: nervous system development; regulation of alternative mRNA splicing, via spliceosome. NCBI's taxonomy places the organism in Eukaryota, Metazoa, Arthropoda, Insecta, Diptera, Culicidae. Bases 575 to 2524 code for a protein of 649 amino acids. The record is from RefSeq and is a predicted model, not a curated record. The transcript has 16 exons.